AAUUCUGUCGAAGAAAAUGUCAAUCUAGAUGUAACAACUAUUUAAACAGCAUCAAACCCAAUAGUUCUUGGCUCAAUAAUUUUCUACCAAAUAGGAGAAGGUAAAACCCUCAAACCUCAUGUCUGAAUAAUAAAAUGAAAAAAGUUCUAAUAAGCAAACCAACGAAAAACACAAAGAAGAAUCCCCAUCCUAAAGAUUCAACAAUUAUAUACUAAAACCAUCCUAAAAACCCUCACAGCAAAAUCAAACUCAAAAAUGCAAUAUUAAGUAAUUGUAAAAUAAGAGCAAUAACAUCACAGAGCAAAUCCAAGAAAAGCAUCCUAAUUUUAACAAGCAAAGAAGUUAAUCUCCCAAUUCCUUCAAUAAUCAAUCACAAUUAAAUGAUGAGCAACAAUAAAGAAGACCUGCCUCUUUUGCCAAUGAUGCAUCCCAUAAAUAGAGACUGAUCCCCAAAUCUCCUAGUCCUCACGAUUUAUAAGAGAGCAUUGUAACAACUACAUUCGAUAAAUAAGGUAGAAGAUAUCAAUUUACUAUUUAGCAAUCCCCCAGGCCAAGAAUUCAACCGAAUCAAAAUUAAAGAUUAAUUAACAAGUUGGAUAGUAUAGCUCAGCACAACAAUUCCAAUAAAGAUGCCCUCUCAAAUUACAAAGUCAUUCCUCAACCAAUUCCCUCUCCAGCAAUAGUAAAUCCAAUUUUGUAAGGAAAUUAGAAUAGAAUACGAAUCACACUCCUACUAAAUUAACCACCACUACUCUUAAUACUGAGUAUAGCAAAUGUAAAUCUAUUAACAAAGAAUAAUCCAUCAAAGCUAUUAUUUAUGAUUAAGAUAGAGAAAAUGAUAUGAAAAUUUUGAAUAUUGGUACUCCCAGCACUUACCUUCAUUCUAAAAUUUCAAUUGAGUAGCAGAGUGUAAUAAGAUUGAAUAGACAUUUAGGUUGAUGAAAGCUUAGGCAAUAAAUUCUAAUAAGGAAAAUUACUAAGUUAAUAUUCACCCUUAAUUGGAUCAAAUGAUAAUUUGGAAAAUGUAUUACCCACAAAGACCUGUGCAAAUCAUAGAAAUAAGAGAGCCAAGUAUAAGGUAGAAGAAUGUUCUAAACUUACAUAUUACUGUUCUUAAUGUGCCAUUGAAGCUGCAAGCUAAGGAAAAGUUGUGCAAGAAAUUAACUAACUAAAAAUUAAAUCUUCUGAGACCCAGAUACCUACAUUUUAAUCUAAAUUAAUUGAAUUAAAUGGCAAUGCAAAUUAAACGGAAAUGCAAUUCAAGGAGAAAUAACUAAGUGGGUUUCUGAAAAAGUUAGAUGCGUCCUAAACUCUAAGAUAAGACAUUCUGGGAUAGAUGCAACUCCAAAUUGAAUUGAUAACAGAAUGGUAUGAGAAUUAAAUAAGAAAGUGCGAAGAAUCUAGAUUAGAACUCUAAAACUUAUUGAAUGAAGCCAGCAAUUAUUGCAUAUCUACUCUAUAAAUGUAAUAGUAAGAAUCUUUAAAAUAAAUAUCAAUCUUAUUGUUUGUUUUACAAUAGCAUCAUUAAGAAACAAAUAAUAUAAGAUAGGACAUAGAAAACAACUGGAAUGCAGUUUUAAAAACAAUAAAAAUGGAGCCAUUCUAAAAGAUCAUGGAUAAUCAUUAAAUAGAAUUAGUAAAGAUGAAUGAGUUUACACAAUCCAUGCUUUCAAUUACAAUUGGAUUGAAACACCAAAUAAAUCCAGACAUUAAACCCAUAAUCGCUUUAAUUGCUUAAAAGUAUAUAGAUUGAUUACAUAUAUAAUAGCUAUUAAUUAUAAGAUGAAAAACGAUUGCUGAUUUAAAAUAGUAAUAAUUAAAAUGUUAGUUAACCUAAGAUCACUCAAAUGGCAUCUGCUUUCAAAAAAACUGAAAAUAACGAGAUGCCAUUUUAAUAAUCUAUGUCUUAAUAAAGAAUUCGUACAAAUUUUAGUAGUGGAUUAGAAGCAUAGUCACAAUAAUAAGAUGGAUAAUUCUAUUCAAAUUAAAAAUAGAUUGAUGACAACAUUAUUCAAGUGAAUCAUUAAAAAUUGCAAUAACCAAAAAAUAACAACCUUUAUGUUUCUUUUGAAAAUAAAGAUUUGUUUAUGAAUACUGUAGAACAGGAAUAUAAGGCUAAAAAGAGUUUCCAUGAAGAGAAAUAAUAAUUAUAAUUGAUAGAAUCUCAACACUAUUAAGAGAAUUAGAUGAGUGAGUAAAAUUCACCCAAAUCUACUCCUCAUAGUCCUGCUAGUGGAUAAAUGAAAUAAUCCAUUUAAAGAACAGUGACUAAGACUGAGGAUACAUAAUAAAUCAGUUCAGAUGCAAUUUAAAAGCAGAAGAGCACUUUUCGAAAAUUAUUUGAGAACAUUGAUGAUCCAUAAAGUAUUGAAAAAAUGAAUGAGGAGUUCUUAUAAUGUAAAGAGGUGAGUGAUAAGAAUCUAUCAAAAUUAAACAAAAUCUCGAAUAAUUCAUCAAAAACUUAACAGUAUAAAGUAUUAAAAUAUAAACCUAGGUUUUUUUAAUAGUCAAUAGAAUCUAAUCAGACUAUGGUGUUGGAAACCCCUGAUUUGAAGAAGAAUGAGUUGGAAAAUUUAUAAUAUCUAUAAUAUUUGUAAGAUACAGAAACUUGCAAAAAAGCUUUAGAUAAGCGAUCUUAAUUGAUGGAGUCAGUGAAAAAAGUUAAUUUAUGGGAUGAUCAGUAAAAUGUGGGUUCAUAUGGGAAGGGUGAUCCAAAGGAAACUGGUUAGAUUUUGAAUUUCAGGGAGAUGAUGCACUUCAGUGAUUUGAAGGCAAGGAAUCACCCUUUGGAAUUAAGUCAAAAUAAUAAGAAUUUAGAAACAGUCUAAGAAGAAUAGAAGAGUUUGUUUUGUUCGCCUCAAUUCAAAGAUCAAGAUGUCAUAAAUAUUUCAGAAAGCAGCUGUAUAUCCAAUUGA
Messenger RNA from Paramecium octaurelia, 2915 nucleotides. Lineage: Eukaryota; Ciliophora; Oligohymenophorea; Peniculida; Parameciidae. The record is from the annotation of a GenBank genome assembly.